GGGAAACCGGAACUCCUCAGCAGUGGGAGCGGGUUUCCGGCCGGAGCUUGGAUUCCGAGGUCAAAGUCCGGCAGGCUGCGAAGCCGGCUUCCGGAGACUGUCCCGUCUGAGCGGCGUGAGGGGCGGCGGUAGCGAUGAGGCAGAAGCACUACCUUGAGGCUGCGGCGUGGCAGCUACACGAUAGCUGCCCGGGCCAGGCCCGCUAUCUCCUCUGGGCCUACAGUUCGUCACACGAUGCUAACAUCACUUUUGAAGGAACAUGUCCAAACUGUUUCCAGUUGCUCGUUUUGGAUAACUCUCGAGUGCGCCUCAAACCCAAGUCCAAACUGACUCCCAAAAUACAAAAACUUCUUAAUCUAGAAGCAAGAAAUUAUACACUUAGUUUUAAAGAAGCAAAGAUUGUGAAAAGAUACAAAGACUCCAAAAGUGUCUUGUUGACUACUUGUAAAACAUGCAACAGAACAGUUAAACAUCAUGGUAAAAGUAGAAGCUUUCUCUCAGCACUGAAGAGCAGUCCUACUACUCCUGCGAGUAAGCUCAGCCUGAAGACACCGGAAAGAAAGACUCCCAGUUCUGCAAACCUAAAUCCUAAGUGUGGUUCCAAAGGCAAGAGCCCAGCCUUGAUAUUCAGGACACCUACAUCUGGACAGUCAACACCCACUUGCUCCUCAAAGAAUGUGAGCAAAACAAAGAAACACUUCUCUCAACUAAAAAUGUUGCUUAGUCGGAGUGAAUCCCAAAAGAAUUCGAAAGUGGACUUCAGAAAUUUCUUACUGUCUUUGUAAAGGAUGGGCUCUGAAAAUAAAUGUUUAAUGCAAUUUCUGAAACUAA
Molecule: messenger RNA, 831 nt
Organism: Lontra canadensis (Northern American river otter)
Lineage: Eukaryota; Metazoa; Chordata; Mammalia; Carnivora; Mustelidae
Gene: RMP24
Product: chromosome unknown C18orf21 homolog
Exons: 5
Coding region: 135-785 (216 amino acids)
Source: RefSeq, a predicted model, not a curated record